Varroa destructor (honeybee mite) is the source of this 1246-nucleotide messenger RNA. RefSeq lists its product as uncharacterized. NCBI's taxonomy places the organism in Eukaryota, Metazoa, Arthropoda, Arachnida, Mesostigmata, Varroidae. The record is from RefSeq and is a predicted model, not a curated record.
UCAAAUCAAUCUCAGGAACUCCAGCUUUGCUUUUGUGUUAAGAUGCUUGCUUUCUUGGCUAUCGUAUUUGCUGUCCUGGCUGCCAGAGCUUCGGCUGAACCCAAUUAUGAACCCUAUAAACAGGAGGAGCAGUACGCGCCGAUUCCGUACCAAUUUGCGUACAAGUCGGAGUCCAAUGGAGGGUCCCACAGUCACGAGGAGACUUCUGACGGCAACGGCCGCCUCCAGGGUUCGUAUUCGCUCAACCUCGCUGAUGGACGCCAAAGGACAGUGACUUACUGGGCAGACGAAACCGGUUUCCACGCCGAUGUUAACACUAACGAGCUUGGUACCGAGUCCAAGGACGCUGCUGACUCAAAAUACUCGUCUUCGGCUAUUACCGGUGAGCAAGCUGCUGUGCAGUACGGUGCUGCUGCCCCGGUUGCCCCGUACGGUCCUCUCGGGCUGGUUGCCCAGUACACUUCUGCUGCCCCGGCUGCCCAGUACAGUUCUGCCGCCCCGGCUGCCCAGUAUGGUCCUGCCACUCCAUCUGCCCAGCACGGUCCUCCCGCCCCAGCUGCCCAGCACGCUCCUGCCACGCCGGCUGCCCAGUACGGUGCUGCCGCCCCGACUGUCGAGCAAGUAAAGGUUUACCAGGCGCCAGCUUCCAUCGUCAACGUGACUGCCCCUGUUUCUGCUGUUGCCAAGACCUAUUCCACAGCUUCCGCUGUCAAGACCUCGCCCACUGUCAAGAGCUAUGAAACCGCCCCCGUUGUCAACACCUAUGAAACCAACCCUGUUGUGAAGAACUAUGAAACCGCCCCCGCUAUCAAUGCCUAUGGAACUGGUUCCAUUGUUAAAACUUAUGCCACUGCUCCAGUUGUCAAGACAUACGCCCAUGCAGAACCGGUCACCGUGGUGAGAACCGCUUUAGCCCCUACCGUUAUCAAGAAGUUCCAGACGGCCCCCAUCCAGUACGAGCAGGCCCCGGUCGAUUAUGUCCAUGCUACCUCCAUUGGCUACACGAAUCAGGCCCCUGCUAGCUACGCCGUAUAUGGUGACUAUCAGGAAGUCAUCAAAAAAUCUUAGGAAACGACGUAAAAAAGAAAUGAGACAAUCGGUUGUAGGAAAUUAAGUUUUUGAAUUUAGACAAAACAUGCGGCGAACAAAGCGAUGCUUUUGUUUGUACCGUUUGUUCGAAAAUCGAAGACAAUUAAUCGAGCGAGUAAUUUACGAAAUAAAUAGACUGUUGUUUCAUGAACUACAA